Molecule: messenger RNA, 2180 nt
Organism: Nycticebus coucang (slow loris)
Lineage: Eukaryota; Metazoa; Chordata; Mammalia; Primates; Lorisidae
Gene: TANK
Product: TRAF family member associated NFKB activator
Exons: 8
Coding region: 241-1518 (425 amino acids)
Biological process (GO): canonical NF-kappaB signal transduction
Source: RefSeq, a predicted model, not a curated record
AAAGAAAACAACUUCCGGGUUGAGUCAGUCGGCCGGGUGCCGGGGACCUGACGCUUGCCAGACUGUAGCAGAUCCCUGAACUGUGAGUAAGAAACUUCGUGAGUGAGUGUGUCCGAAUUUCCAGCGACGGAAAACUCGUGUGUGUGAGCGAGGGGGACGCGCUGGCAGUAUGGGCGCCGCAGGAAAAGAAGACCUGUCAUUUACUCCAUCCUUUAUAGUAAUGCUACAGGACGAAGAGGAAUGGAUAAAACCAUUGGUGAGCAACUCCAGAAAGCAUACGAAGCCUUCCGACAGGCAUGCAUGGAUAGAGAUUCUGCAGUAAAAGAACUGCAGCAAAAGACUGAGAACUAUGAGCAGAGAAUACGUGAGCAACAGGAACAGCUAUCACGUCAACAAACAAUUAUUGACAAGCUAAAAUCACAGUUACUUCUUGUGAAUUCCAGUCAAGAUAAUAGUUAUGACUGUGUUCCCUUGCCUGAAGACAGUGAAGCAUGGAAGAGUAAUUUGACCCUUGACCAGCCAUAUGAUAAAGUGAAAUCAGGAAUACCAAGAGAGAAACAAUCCAGGGUAAGAAAACAAGAGGUUUCUUCUCCUGGAAAAGAAACGUCACCAGGGAGUCUUGGUAUUCCUUUAUUCCAUGAAAGAGGCAAUAUAGAGAAGACCUUCUGGGAUCUGAAAGAAGAAUUUCAUAGAAUAUGUGUGCUAGCAAAAGCACAAAAAGACCACUUAAGCAAACUUCAUAUACCAGAUGCAGCAAAUGAAACACAGUGCUCUUUGCCUAUACAGUGUACGGAUAAAACAGAUAAACAAGAAGCACUGUUUAAGCCUCAGGCUAAAGAUGAUAUAAAUAGAGGUACACCAUGCAUCACAUCUGUCACACCCAGAGGACUGGGUCGAGAUGAGGAAGACACCUCUUUUGAAUCACUUUCUAAAUUCAAUGUCAAGUUUCCACCUACGGACAGUGACUCGACUUUCCUCCAUAGCACUCCAGAGAGACCUGACAUCCUCAGUCCUGCUACGUCUGAGGCAGUGUGCCAAGAAAAAUUUAAUAUGGAGCUCAAAGAUAACCCAGGAAACUUUGUUAAAACAGAAGAAACUUCAUUUGAAAUUCAGGGAAUUGAUUCUAUAGCUUCAGCUAUACAAAACCUUAAAACAACUGACAAAACAAAACCCUCAAAUUUUGUAAACAAUUGUACCAAGACAACUCUGGAUAGAACUGCGUGCUUAUCACCUGGAGACCAUAAUGCAUUAUAUGUAAAUAUAUUCCCACUUCUGGACCCGUCUGAUGUAACUUUUCCCUCACGUGAUUCCCCAGGAAAAGCUAUCCGAGGACCACAGCAGCCCAUUUGGAAGCCCUUCCCUAAUCAAGACAGUGACUUACUGGAACUAAGUGGCACAGACUCAGAACGGCAUAUACCUCGAGUGUGUGAAUUCUGUCAAGCAGUUUUCCCACCAUCCAUUAAAUCCAAGGGGGAUUUCCUGAGGCAUCUUAAUUCACACUUUAAUGGGGAGACUUAAGACACAUUUGAAAACAGACAUUAUCAAAUGCGGUGAUUUGGGGUUUGUAAUACUAUAACUGCUUGAUUGUAAACUAAAUUCAAGAUCAUUCACAGAAAAAUCUGUGGUCACAGCUACUUGAUGCUCAAACUUUUUUUGUAACUUUCUUUUAUUAUCUUUUAAAGAUCAUUCUGUACAAAACUAACAACUCAUGGUAUUCAUGUUUACAGUGUUAUACCAUAAUUCAAAAUUAUGUAUGUGACUUAUGGAGUUAUGUAAUCAUAAUUUAUGGUUUUUUCAAAUGUCUAAGCUUAUUUAGAUUUCUGGUGAGAUAUAAUGAAUUUGGUAAUGCCAAAUGUUUAUAAUGUUGUUCCCUUUGUUUUCAUUGAAAAGUUUAGAUUAUUUAUGUUAUAUGUGAUGUUCUCUUUGAAUAAAUCUAUAAUAGAGAAUAGCAAUACGUAAAUAUCUAAGUAAAUGCCAAACCAAAAACAUUUGUUGCCCUGUGAUAAAUCACUGGUAGAACUAUUUAAACAUGUUAGAUUAUUUUUAAUAAUGUACAUGGCCUUCAAUUUUUAUUGUCUGUAUAGCUACAUGAUGAAUUGUAUAUUAAAAGAGUUACUUUUGUUGUGAUCAUUAUUGUCUUGUUUCUGAAUUUUAAAAAAAUGAAAUAAAUCACAUUUUGG